Molecule: messenger RNA, 1592 nt
Organism: Ochotona princeps (American pika)
Lineage: Eukaryota; Metazoa; Chordata; Mammalia; Lagomorpha; Ochotonidae
Gene: ASRGL1
Product: asparaginase and isoaspartyl peptidase 1
Exons: 7
Coding region: 166-1092 (308 amino acids)
Molecular function (GO): asparaginase activity
Source: RefSeq, a predicted model, not a curated record
GCGCAGGCGCGCAGCCGUUGCGGAGCGAGCCGUUUGUCUCGCCAGCGGUUUCGCCGCGCGACGUUCGCGGAGGCUGCGGGCGGGCGGCUUCGGAGGCCGGCCGGGCGCUUGGCCCACCUGUGGCCGCGGCGUGCGCCUCCCGGCAGGGCGCUCGGGUCCGUGGCCAUGAACCCUGUGGUCGUGGUCCACGGCGGCGGCGCCAGCAAUAUCUCCAAGGACCGGAAAGAGCGAGUGCGCCAAGGGAUUGUCAAGGCCGCCACUGAGGGCUACGCGGUGCUCCAGGCGGGCGGCAGCGCAGUGGACGCGGUGGAAAGAGCCGUGACUGUCCUGGAAGACGACCCCGAGUUCAAUGCAGGCCACGGGUCCGUGUUGAACGUAAAUGGUGAAGUGGAGAUGGAUGCUAGCAUCAUGGAUGGCAAAGACCUGUCCACGGGAGCGGUGUCUGCAGUCCGCGGCAUCGCCAAUCCCAUCAGACUGGCACGGCUUGUCAUGGAAAAGACACCUCAUUGCUUUCUGACGCACCAGGGUGCGGCCAAGUUUGCAGCCGAGAUGGGAAUUCCAGAGAUUCCUGGAGAAAAACUGGUCACAGAGAGAAACAAGAAACACCUGGAGAAAGAGAAGCAGGAGAAAGGUGCUCAGAGGCCGGACUGUCAGAAGAACUCAGGCACCGUGGGCGCCGUCGCCUUGGACUGCAAAGGCAAUGUGGCUUACGCCACGUCCACGGGUGGCACCAUCAAUAAGAUGGUGGGCCGGGUCGGAGACUCACCGUGUGUAGGAUCUGGAGGUUAUGCUGACAAUGGCAUAGGAGCCAUCUCCACCACCGGGCACGGGGAGAGCAUCCUGAAGGUGAAUCUGGCCAGACUCACUCUCUUCCACGUAGAACAAGGGAAGACGUUAGAAGAAGCUGCUGCCCUGUCAUUGGGUUAUAUGAAGACAAGGCUCAAAGGCUUAGGGGGCCUCAUCGUGGUCAACAAAACAGGAGACUGGGCAGCCAAGUGGACGUCCACCUCCAUGCCCUGGGCAGCCGUGAAAGAUGGCCAGCUGCACUUCGGGAUUGACCUGGACGACACCAAGGUCACGGAGUUGCCCUAAGCCCUCCCCCCCGACUGCCAGAAGGUCACGCUGCACCUGCUGGCUGGGACAUAAAGUGCCGCGUCCCGGUGUGAAGGCGUAGCGUGGCGAGUUAGAUCUAGAAAUGGAAAAAUGACACAGUCUGUUGAUGGUUUUGUCAUCUUGAUCAUCAAGUAUCUGGAUGUUUGAUUGUGAGGGGAAGAGUUUCAGAGUGACAAGAGAAAUGCCGGAGUUGAGGCCAGUGGAGGUGACGAGCUCUUAUGAGCCCUCCUCCCACACAGGGCCCUGCGUGAGGGAGGGCCACCAGACCUGUCGCAGGACUGCCUCAGGGGAACCGGGAGACUCACAGCUGCAGAAGCCAUGCGUGAGACCAAGCAAGAGAGAGGGGGACACCAUGGGGACCCUGGAAAGUGAGGCAGGAGCCGCAGCACAAGGGAUCCUGAGCAACCUCUAGAAAACUCCAAACGUCACUUAGAGUCCAGGAACCUCCAGGAAGAGAAUGAAUAUCCUUCAGAACCGGA